Vigna angularis (adzuki bean) is the source of this 3032-nucleotide messenger RNA. RefSeq names its product pentatricopeptide repeat-containing protein At2g27610. The record is from RefSeq and is a predicted model, not a curated record. Bases 1 to 2628 code for a protein of 875 amino acids. Gene Ontology annotation, molecular function: zinc ion binding; RNA binding; protein binding. Gene Ontology annotation, biological process: RNA modification. The transcript has a single exon. NCBI's taxonomy places the organism in Eukaryota, Viridiplantae, Streptophyta, Magnoliopsida, Fabales, Fabaceae.
AUGACUUUGAAUGCAACUUUAAGGGCAUUCUCCAACACUUCAACCAACCCAAUUCUCAGACUUGGACGAUACCAAUUUCACUGUCACUCCAACCCUUUUUUGCAAUCUCAUGCUGUUACCUUAAAUUCAGAGAGUCUUUUAAGGGACACUGACCCUCCCAUUGCACAACAACUGUUCGAUCAAAGUCCCAUUAGAGACCUCAAACGACAUAACCGGCUUCUCUUUGGUUCCUUUAGCAAUGAACAAUCCCAAGAAGCCCUCCACCACUUUGUCUUUCUUUGCCGUUCCAAUUUAUCUCCCGAUGAGUUAAGCAUGUGCUAUGUUUUGGAUUAUUGUGCUGGUUCCUCUGAUGGGACUGUCGGUGAACAAGUGCAUUGUCAGUGUGUCAAAUGUGGAUUGGUGCAUCAUGUUAGCGUAGGAAACUCUAUUGUUGAUAUGUACAUGAAAAAUGAAAAUUAUAGAGACGGGAGGAGAGUUUUUGAUGAAAUGGGUCACAGGAAUGUGAUGUCUUGGAAUUCCUUGCUCACAGGUUAUUCGUUGAAUGGGUUUAAUGGUCAGGUGUGGGAGUUGUUUUGUCAGAUGCAAGUUGAGGGAUAUAGGCCUAACUAUUAUACUGUUUCUACGGUAAUUCCAGCUUUGGCCAAGCUGAGUGUGGUUGCUGUAGGAAUGCAAACUCAUGCCAUGGUUGUAAAGCUCGGUUUCGAGGCAGAAAAAGUCGUGUGCAACUCUCUGAUUAGUAUGCUUUCAAAGUCAGGGAUGCUAAGAGGUGCUAGAGCUAUUUUUUAUGGCAUGGAGAACAAGGAUUCAGUUUCUUGGAAUAGCAUGAUUGCUGGACUUGUGAUAAAUGGACAAGAUUUGGAAGCUUUUGAAAUAUUUAACAACAUGCAACUUGCAGGGGCUAAGCCUACAAGCGCGACAUUUACAUCUGUUAUCAAGUCAUGUGCCAACCUUAAAGAAUUGGGGUUGUUAAGAGUGCUGCACUGUAAGACUCUUAAAAAUGGGUUUUCCAAUCACCAAAAGGUACUAACAACGCUCAUGGUAGCAUUAACUAAGUGCAAGGAAAUGGAUGAUGCCUUCAGUUUAUUCUCCUUGAUGGAGGGGGUUCAAAGUGUGGUUUCGUGGACUGCGAUGAUCAGUGGUUACUUGCAGAAUGGGGGAACUGAUCAGGCUGUGAAUUUGUUUUCUCAAAUGAGGAGUGAAGGUGUCAAACCAAAUCAUUUCACUUAUUCUGCCAUCCUUACUGUGCAACAUGUUGCUUUCAUUUCUGAAAUACAUGCAGAAGUCAUCAAAACUAACUAUGAGAAGUCAUCUUCGGUGGGAACUGCACUUUUAGAUGCUUAUGUUAAGAUAGGAAUUAUUAAUGAUGCUGUUAAAGUUUUUCAACUAAUUGAAGUCAAGGACGUAAUAGCUUGGUCUGCAAUGCUAGCGGGAUAUGCCCAAGCUGGAGAAACUGAAGAAGCUGCUAGAAUCUUUCACCAAUUAACAAAGGAGGGGAUUAAACCAAAUGAAUUUACCUUUUGCAGCAUCAUUAAUGCCUGUACAGCUCCAACAGCAUCAGUAGAGCAAGGAAAACAAUUUCAUGCUUAUGCAAUUAAACUGAGAUUGCAUAAUGCUCUGUGUGUAAGUAGUUCCCUUGUUACCAUGUAUGCAAAGAGAGGCAACAUUGAUAGUGCACAUGAAGUUUUCAAAAGGCAGAAGGAGAGGGACUUGGUUUCAUGGAACUCAAUGAUCUCUGGAUAUGCACAGCAUGGUCAGGCAAAGAAAGCAUUAGAGGUAUUUGAAAUGCAAAAACAAAAAUUGCAAGUGGAUGCUAUAACAUUCAUUGGUGUCCUUUCUGCCUGCACUCAUGCUGGCUUAGUGGAAAAAGGUCAAAACUACUUCAAUGCAAUGAUCAAUGAUCAUCAUGUUAAUCCAACAAUGGAGCACUACUCCUGCAUGAUUGACCUAUAUAGCAGAGCAGGGAUGGUGGAAAAAGCCAUGGAUAUCAUAAAUGGGAUGCCAUUUCCACCAGCUGCAACCGUGUGGCGCAUUGUUUUGGCAGCUUCCCGAGUACACCACAAUAUAGAGCUUGGGAAACUUGCAGCUGAAAAAAUUAUUGCACUCGAACCAGAAGACUCAGCUGCAUAUGUACUAUUAUCAAAUAUGUAUGCUGCGGCAGGAAACUGGCAAGAGAAAGUCAGUGUUAGAAAACUAAUGGAUAAGAGAAAGGUGAAAAAAGAACCAGGGUACAGUUGGAUUGAGGUGAAAAACAAGACUUACUCAUUCUUGGCCGGUGAUUUGUCGCAUCCUUUGUCAGAUCAUAUUUACUCAAAACUUUCAGAGUUAAAUACCCGGUUGAGGGAUGCAGGUUAUCAGCCUGAUACAAAUUAUGUGUUUCAUGAUAUUGAAGAUGAACAAAAAGAAACGAUUCUUUCUCACCAUAGUGAAAGGCUUGCCAUUGCCUUUGGCUUAAUAGCUACACUUCCUGGAAUUCCCCUCCAGAUUGUGAAGAAUCUUAGAGUUUGUGGAGAUUGCCACAGCUUUAUUAAGUUAGUAUCACUCAUUGAACAGAGAUAUAUUGUUGUUAGAGAUUCAAACCGAUUUCACCAUUUUAAAGAGGGUUUGUGCUCAUGUGGGGACUAUUGGUGAUGUUUGGGCUAAUAUGCUUUAUUUGUUUCGAAGAUUCUUUGGCUGAUCAGACCUUUGUUUUCCACAGAAUCCAUGAAUCUUCUCCAAGGCAUAAAUUCUCAUGGCAACUUUAAGGAAAGAGUGUAAUUGGAAUUGAAAUCCAUACGUAUACUUUUGAGGUAGAUAAUGGCAAUGAGUAUGAUGAUAUUGGUUUUCCACUCUUGGAUCGACCAUUGUAGAUGUAAUUAACGAAGAAAAGAGCAUUUGCUAAAAUUUGUUGGCUGAUUCCAGGAAUCCUGAAAGUCCCUACACAAUUUGAUGCUGGAUUGGUUCCUGCUAUGAUUUGUUUAGUUAUUUGCUAGACUAGCUAGGAGAAAAGCCUGAAAAAGUUUCUAGCAAAUAAUUCCAUUUACCCUUAAUCAGUA